AUGUGGUGCCCACAUCUCUGGGUCUUGCUGACAGGCUCGACAGGUGUCAUUCACUUCCUUUCCCAUGACAUGACGUUCAUAAUACCUGGUCCUGAUGGUUUGGUCUUGUACGGCAAAGAUUGUUCCUUCCGUUUCCCCUUUCAGACUGGCUCUACUCAGCCAUUGGUAGCUGAAGUUCUUGUCUACACAUGGCUUUUCUACUACUUUUGCAUGCUGACCAUGCAGAGGUUUAUCAUGCCAACAUUGGAGGAAGGUAGCUUGUUGGGUUUUCUUGAUGUCUUCAUGACAUCACAGUCUACCACAUCUUCAAGUGAGGGAUGUCGCCUAGCUGUGAAAGACCUGAACUCCAAAGUUGGCACUUAUAUCAUGAAGGACUCAACUCAGAAAUGGCAGAAACUUGCAUCCAUGAAGUACUUCAGACUCAAACCUGGAACAAAACUUCUCUUUGGAAAUAAAAUUGUAUUCAACAUUUGCAAGCUUCAGCUGCAUGUGACUCAUUCUGCAUUGAAUGCAGAGACAGCUAGAAAAUUGGUUGGUUUGGUCAGUGAGUUGGGAGGAAGCGUGACAAACUUAUGGAUGAAUAGCAUUACUCAUCUUGUACUGGAGAAGAGCACUAUGACUUCAAAGUGCCUGUCGUGCUUGGUGGCAGGGAAACCCAUUGUCACAGUGGACUACUUUUUUGGGAUCCUUGAUGCUGCCAAGCAUGGAAAUGCCCUGCCUGACCCUGAACACUACUUGCCCUUCCCAUUUGAUGGCUUGGUACUUGCUCCAGAAGCAACUACUCUCUUGAAAGUGAACUUAAGACGUCGGACACUCUUCCUUGGGAAAGAGUUCUACUUUAUUAGUUCUGACCAGUUGGCCAAUUAUGCCAAAAUUAUUGAAGCUGCAGGUGGCCAUUCAUCAUUGUUGACAAAUGGUGUUGUAAACCCUGGAGGAAUUGUCAUCCAUCCAAGAUGUAUGCCAAGUGCUGAUGAACAUGUGACUGUCCUGAGGGCUGUACAGGGUAGACUGAAAGAAUCAGGGGAGCGUUUGAUUCAGGAUGCAGAAAUAGGUUUGGCCAUCCUGUUAUGCUCACUGGAGGUGGUGUGCAACCCCAGGGCUACAUCAGAUCAGAUACAAAAGGUGAUGGAAAAGCUGAAGGCUCAAUCAAAUGCCAAUAGUCACUUCAUUGAUGGAGACAUCCAUGAACAGAGUCUAGAAAAUAAACUUGCCAUCCCACCAGCCAAAGUUGUUCAUAAAGAUAUGAAUCAUCUCAAGGAGAGACUUGAUUCAUCUUUCUCAUUAGCUGGUGAAAAUGAGAAAGUAGCAUCACUAGUUCAGAAGAAAAUUGAUGAGAUUUCGGCCCUACAGAAUGAAAAAUCUGCCAAGAUGGUCAAAGUGAAACAUGUGGAGGAUAGCCUGGAUAAAGGACAGUGUGAAAAUGAGACUAUGGCACCUGUAGAUCUGGAAUCACAAUUUAAGUCCAAAACUGCUCAACCAGCACUCAGACAUUCAAUUGCAGAGCCUCUCUUACAUGCAGCAUCAUUAAAUGCUCUUGAUGCAUGUGGAAGUUCUAAAAAGAAGGAAAAAGAUCAAUAUCCUAGAAGAACGGAUAUGAGUGACUUGGAAGAUCCCUUCUCCUUCAAGCAUUCUAUUGGUUCUGGGAAGAAUAUUAACAAGAGAAAUAGAUCUGGUAGUAGUCCAACACCUCCUCUACAUGUUGAAAAGAGAAGGAGAAUGGAUGGAGUGGAGAACUUACACUUCACUUUCCAAGUGAAUGAGAGUAAGGAGAACAAUGGAAAAAGUACAAGAAAGAGAGUGUCUCAAGAUGAUGUUUCUGGUGAAGCUCCCAAAAGAAAUGUGAGCCUCCACAGUAGGAAGCAACAGGUUGACAGAGAAGAAAACCUCUUCUCUUUCAUCAAGAGCCCUCCAAUGUCUAAGUCCCUUGGAAAGGAACGAGGAGGACAAGAUGUGUUUCAUUUUCAUGUUGCUCAAGUGGAAGAUGUCCAGAAACAUACUGUCCAAGGGGAUAGACCAGAGCAACCAAAAGUGCUGUCAACAUCCUGGCUUAGCAUCACAGACAAUAUCCCUGUUAGCUGGAUCUACCAUGUGCCCAAAGGAAGAUCUCAAGAUGAUGUUUCUGGUGAAGCUCCCAAAAGAAAUGUGAGCCUCCACAGUAGGAAGCAACAGGUUGACAGAGAAGAAAACCUCUUCUCUUUCAUCAAGAGCCCUCCAAUGUCUAAGUCCCUUGUAAAGGAACGAGGAGGACAAGAUGUGUUUCAUUUUCAUGUUGCUCAAGUGGAAGAUGUCCAGAAACAUACUGUCCAAGGGGAUAGACCUGAGCAACCAAAAGUGCUGUCAACAUCCUGGCUUAGCAUCACAGACAAUAUCCCUUCAGAGGUUGCAGUGAAGACAGAACCACUAGAAGAAGGGGAUAGACCAGAUGGAGCACUGGCUGCAAUAGAUGUUGAAGUAGUUGUAGUAGCAGACCUUACUCCAGAGAGAUCCUUCACUUCUUCAUAUUCUUCAUCUGCACCACUUUCCAGUGACUCGGGAUGUUCUGUUAACUACAAGAACUUCAGAAAGAGCCAGGUCGCUGCUUCUGUGCCACAUAUGAUGAUUGGGGGAGAUGACCUUGCUGUUGUUCCUGAAUAUGGCAGAAAUGGUGUGGAUGAAGAACUUGUGUGAUGACAUUACCCAUUUCAAAUCAGAAGAGGGAGAUGUGCAUAUUGGCCUAUGUGCUAGGAAAGAAGCCAACUUCUUGCCUGAAGCAAAGCAUUUUUGCAUAAAUUUGAGCUGCUGCUGUAGGUUUGGUGACAUAUGCAAGAAUAUUUUGGCUUAGUGGCAUAAUGAAAUGG
This is a messenger RNA of Darwinula stevensoni, 2837 nucleotides long. Lineage: Eukaryota; Metazoa; Arthropoda; Ostracoda; Podocopida; Darwinulidae. The record is from the annotation of a GenBank genome assembly.